AUGGAGAACAACACCACUGCGGACGCGCAACCGCCCUCUGACACGCCCAACAAGAAGGGACGCCGCAGCAAGAGGGAUGCCGGAAGCGAGGACUCUAAGAAGCGCCGCUGCAUCUCGUCCGCCUGCGUGCCAUGCAGGAAGCGCAAGUCCAAGUGCGACGGUACCACUCCCGCCUGCUCUGCAUGUGCCGCCGUCUACAACACGCCGUGCAUCUACGACCCCAACUCGGACCACCGCCGCAAAGGCGUCUACAAGAAGGACAUCGACAAUCUCAAGACGCGUAACUCCACCCUCCAGACGCUUAUCCAGGCUAUCCUGAACUAUCCGGAAGAGGAAGUCGCCGACCUCGUACACCAGAUACGGACAUGCGAGAGCCUGGACUCGGUUGCGGAGGCUAUCAUAGCGAAGGAGAAUGGCGAAGACGACGAGGAUGAGCCCAUCAGUCCGAUCACAACGCCCACCAUGGCGCCGGCAAAGGGCACAUUCGAGAGUCAGCUGAGCGGGAAGAUGGGCGAGCUGCGACUCGAAGAUGGAUCGACCAGAUACAUUGGCGGCACAUCGCAUCUCAUAUACCUGGGCCAAGGCAACGACCCUGCGGAAUCGCCGGACACGUACUCUGAAGACCAGUACCAGGAGGCGCAGGACCCGUUCUGCUCGUGGACGACUGUCACCUCGGACCCGGAGCUUGUGCAGCAUCUUAUCAGCAUGUACUUUUGCUGGCACUACAGCUUCUUCACUACGCUGUCGAAAAAUCUCUUCCUGCAAGAAUUUCAACAAGGCAAACCGCAGCUGGGAUCCGGGAGGAAAUCACAAUACUGUUCGCCGCUACUAGUCAAUGCUAUGCUAGCACUGGGGUGUCACUUCACAUCGUGGCCUGCAGCCCGGGCAGUCCGCGACGACUCUGCCACGGCAGGCGACCACUUCUUCAAGGAAGCUAAGCGGUUGAUCAUGGAGGACGAUUUGCACGAGAUGCCAGCUUUGACGACUGUACAAGCUCUAGCAUUGAUGUCUGUACGGGAAGCAGGUUGCGGGCGGGAAGCAAAGGGUUGGGUCUACAGUGGCAUGUCGUUUCGCAUGGCCUGCGACCUCGGCCUGAACCUCGGUAUGCACAGCAAAGACACCAUCGAUGACAACGAAGAGGACGCGCGGCGGAUCACAUUCUGGGGCUGCUUCUUGUUCGACAAAUGCUGGAGUAAUUACAUGGGACGAUUGCCGCAACUACCCAACACGAUCCUUACAGUGCCGAAGUUCGAAGUCUUUCCCAGCGAGGAUGCAGAAACGUGGAGCGCAGUCACCGACUCCGGUCUCAGUCAAGCACACUCUCAGCCAAGUCGGACGCGUGCAGUCGCUCUCCAGAUAUCCAAGCUUUGUGAGAUCUCCAGCGACCUCAUGAACUCCUUCUACAACCCGAUCGAUAUGGACAAGGUCAAGGGCAGACAGGCGGAGCUGAAGAAGCUGAGCGAGAUACACAUGCGUUUGGAGACUUGGAGAAGGGACUUACCAAAGGAGUUGGAGCCGAAGGAGGGCGGCUUGCCGCACAUGCUGGUCAUGCACAUGUUCUUUCAGUUAUUGUAUAUCCAUCUUUUCCGACCGUUCCUCAAGUACAAUCCGAACAACUCGCCACUGCCCGCAAGUGUAUCGCCGAGGAAGCUAUGCACACAAGCUGCUGCCAUGAUCUCGAAGUUGCUCCGACUAUACAAGCGAUCGCAUGGCUUGCGCCAGAUAUGCAACAUCUGUGUCUACAUCACGCACUCGGCAUGCACCAUACAUCUUCUCAACCUACCAGAGAAGAAUGCGAAGCGCGAUAUAAUACACGGUGUCAAGCAUCUCGAGGAGAUAGCGGAAGGCUGGCUUUGUGCUCGUCGGACGCUCGGCAUUCUCAGCGUCCUGGCCAAACGCUGGAAAGUCGACCUGCCCGAAGAAGCUGCCACAGUACUGUCCCGCACAGAUACCAAGUAUGGCCCCUGGAACGAGAUCAGCACGCCGAAAGCAAUUCGCCGUGGAUCCGUACAGAUGAGAGAUCAGCAUCCGUCGCCUGCGAGCCAGACAUCACCCAGCCUCCAGCCAUACAGCAUGAACAUGGCCAACAUGGCAACACCCCAGUUCUUUGCCCAAGCCACAGCCAACACUUCCAGUUCCGUAAGCAAUGAUCCUUCCACGCGCCCCUCCAGCACCCACACCAUACCUCCUUCCGACGCAAACGCCCUGGCUUACAUGCGCAAUCAGCACCAGGUCAGCACACCACAGAACUCAUCAAACUCUCUCAACGCACCAACACCGGCGUCCACACAAGGUCGGCGAUCCGUUGAUGGCCAGACUACCGCCGGAAGCUCUCCAAGCCAACUCUUCGGCGGCGUCGACCAAUUAUUACGAGAAGGCCAAGACUGGAUCUACCGCGAUCAGACACAGCUCGCAACCGACUUUGAGAACUGGAAUCCUCAAGGAAUCGACGAUAUUGCGAACUGGUUUGCGAACACCACUAGCCCAGCGGGCGCGUUUCAGGGUAACACCAAUGCGCCUGUUAUGAGCAGUGAGAUGAGUGGAGGGCCUGUGGGUGGCAAUGGGGUCAAUGGGUAUACGAACGGGAAUACGAGUGCUGCUCCUGCCCCAAGUUUGAAUGGGUUCGGUGUAGCUGGAUUUAAUGGUAUGGGCAUGCAAGGGUUUACUUAUGAUGAGCAGAGCUGGUAUCAAUAG
Messenger RNA from Alternaria ethzedia, 2694 nucleotides. It is a transcript of the gene NIT4, whose product is annotated as Nitrogen assimilation transcription factor nit-4. Gene Ontology annotation, molecular function: zinc ion binding; DNA-binding transcription factor activity, RNA polymerase II-specific; DNA binding. The record is from RefSeq and is a predicted model, not a curated record. The coding region runs from base 1 to 2694 and encodes 897 amino acids. Gene Ontology annotation, biological process: DNA-templated transcription; regulation of DNA-templated transcription. NCBI's taxonomy places the organism in Eukaryota, Fungi, Ascomycota, Dothideomycetes, Pleosporales, Pleosporaceae. The transcript has 3 exons.